CACCAGGACAAAGAAAGGGCCAAAGGCGUCCAUUUCUUAGCCAGGCUCCUCCCGGCACCUCCCUCCACCUCCUCCGCCUUAAUUUAUUACUCCGCCUGAGGUGAACGGGAGUAGGCGAGAGGGCUGGACGCUGCAGGGCGGGAAGACACUGGCGCCGAGUCCUGUUUAAGCCUUUAGUGGAGGUUCACGUGUGCUGUGGUGCUGCGGUUCUCGGGGUUCUGUGCUUUAUGGGCAGGGAGACAGACAUGGUUCUUUGUCUGACUCUGCCUCACGCCGCCGCCUCCCGUGCCUCCUGCAGCGUGUCCUCCCCCCGUGAUGCCCCUGCCCAUGCCGCCCCCAGCCUCAGCCCCCGGUGGUGUGCCCCCCUCCAGAUGGACUUGGCUGUGAAUCAUUCUGUACUCUGAUUCCUUUACAAGAGAGCCACGCACGCGAGCCACUCUUGGACAUAACUAUAAGCGUCUUGUGUCCCCGAUCGUUCAUGCCCCUACGAGAAAUAUAGUAUACAAGGUGGAGGGGGGAGAGGAUGGGGGCAGACCAGCAGUUUUGUCUUCGCUGGAACAACUUUCACUCAAACAUCACCUCAGCGUUUGAGUCCUUACGAGAUGAUGAGGAUUUUGUCGACAUCACGCUGGCCUGUGAGGGUCGACAGAUAAAAGCCCACAAAAUGGUUCUCAGUGCCUGUAGUCCAUACUUCAGAAGUUUGCUAAAAGGUAACCCGUGUCAGCAUCCUAUAGUGUUCCUGAAGGAUGUCACCUUCGCCAACCUCACCUCCAUCCUGGACUUUAUGUACCACGGCGAGGUGAAUGUCUCCCACAAUGAGCUGGCCACCUUCCUCAAGACGGCGGAGGCGCUGAAGGUGCGGGGCCUGGCAGAGGACGAGAAGAAAAAGGACGCGGAGGGCUACAAUGAGAGCAGCUCUCCCCCCCCAUCUCGGGGCGAGCCCCCUGACCCGGGGUCGUCGCCCCGCCCCGAGGAGGGCGGCAGCGCCCCCGACACCCACCUGAGCGGGGACUCCCCCCAGCCCCCCCCCUCCAAGAGGCAGCGGCGGCGGUCGGCGGCGUCGCUGCACUCCGCGGAGGACAACACGAGCGAGACGGUGCUGAGCGAGGGUCAGCGGGACUCCUCGGCCUCGGUGAAGAACGAGCCGCAGGACUACCCCGAGGACGAGGACAACAUGCUGGCCUCGUCCGCCCCCGCUACCCUCGAGCCGCAGGACCUGAUCAAGGCCGACCUCGAGGACCCCGACGACCGCUCCUUCGGCCCCUCCGACUCCGUGACCAUCAGCCGCAGCCAGGCCGCCAUGCAGCAGCUGCAGGAGUCCUUCGGCUCCUUCCUGCCAGGCAUGGGCCAGGCGCCCUCAGGGUUCCUGCCCCAAGGUGCUACAGACCUCCCCAGACCCCCGCCCUACCCCCUCGAGGGAGUGCAAGGUCUCCCUCCCGGUAUCUCAGCGCUCCCUGGCCCCUCCAUGUCGCAAGGUGCUAGCCAGGAAACCGGCCAAGGGGCGUUCGGCGGGGGCUUACUCGGGGAACGAAAACCGCGAUGGCUGUGUCCAGUCUGUGGGAAGCUGCUCAGCACUCGAUCCAACCUAAAGAUUCACUUACAAGACAAACACUCGUCGCUGCAGCACGCUUUUCCAUGCCCAGUCUGCGGUCAUGUUUAUAAGACUAGAAACUCACUCCAUAAUCACAUGAGCAUACGACAUCGCGGAGUUCGUAUGCCUCCUCCCCCUCCUCCUCCUCCGCCUCCUCCUCCGCUCUCAGCAUCCUCACAUCCUCCUCCUACUUUGGGGUCUUCCUCGUCUUCGUCCUCUUCCUCCUCCUCGUCGCUACCGCCGCCCCCCUCCUCCUCCUCCUCCUCGUCCUCCCUCCUCGCUGGGCACCUGUCUCAUCACCACCCUCACCUCCAUCACCUCCACCACCAGUAAAUGCCUUAGUGUGUUUCUCUCUCGUGUUUUGGUGUUGAGGGGGUUAGCUAUCACCACCACCACCACCACUACCACGACAACAAAGAUUAACACUACCACCACUACUACUACUACUACUACUACUACUACUACCACUACUGCUUCUGUUAUUAGUGAUGGUCUCAUUCUCCUCCUCCUCCUCCUCCUCCUCCUCCUUGUCAUUCCUCCUCAUUCUCCACACUCACACCGCCUCAGAUAACCACCACCACCACCACUACUGCCACAACCAACCCCACUCACUGUAGCAGCUACCUCCGUAUAGUGCAACCAACAACUACCACCACAACCACUACAACCACUACAUACACACUACAAAUACAUAAAGAGAACGCGUAGUAAACAGAUAUGAAAGCUUAAUUAACACAAGAAAUCAGGUAAAAGUGCGUAACGUAGGGUAAUUAGUGAGCACACCUGAGGAAGCUUGUGGACAGGUGAACUCAGGUGUCCGAGAGAGAGAGAGAGAGAGAGAGAGAGAGAGAGAGAGAGAGAGAGAGAGAGAGAGAGAGAGAGAGGGAGAGAGAGAGAGAGAACAGGUGAAGGAGGACUAAUUAAAGGUAGAAAUAAACAGGUAGAAAUAAUUGCCUUAAAAUCAUAACACUGCCAGAGAGAGAGAGAGAGAGAGAGAGAGAGAGAGAGAGAGAGAGAGAGAGAGAGAGAGAGAGAGAGAGAGAGAGAGAGAGAGAGAAUGGUUUGUAUAUGAGCUUAUUAUCAUGGUGGUGGUGAUGGUGAUAGUGGUGGUGGUGGUGAUGAUGGUGAUGGUGAACAUAUAUUAGUGACAGCGGCGGUGGUGGUGGUGGUGACGGUGGUGGUGGUGGUGGUGGUGGUGAUGAUUUAAAACAUGUAAUUUGUGAUGACCUUUUUGUAUGGUGAUGAAGAUGAUGAUUAUAAUGUAUGUUUGUAUAGUAACUUAGUGAUGAGGUGAUGAAGAUGCUAUGUAUAACUUCCGUACAUAUGUAUACGAUGUGUAAACACGUACACAACAUGUCCCCCUACCCCCCUUUACCCCCUCCCCACCCUUAAAAAUACAUACAUACACACAUACGCGCACACACACACGCACACGCAUAUAGUAGUUUAUCUGUACUUAAAAAUGGUUCCUGUAGUUUAAUAAGUAUGUUUGACCGUGUGUGUGUGUGUGUGUGUGUGUGUGUGUGUGUGUGUGUGUGUGUGUGUGGAGUUGAAAAUCAUGUCUGAAAUUUUUUUGUGGAAUUUUUUUUAUUAUUUUUUUCUGACAAGUUAAGGAUGUUAUGCUGAGAGAGAGAGAGAGAGAGAGAGAGAGAGAGAGAGAGAGAGAGAGAGAGAGAGAGAGAGAGAGAGAGAGAGAGAGAGAGAGAGAGAGAGAGAGAGAGAGAGAGGUCAUUGUACUGUCACCAAACACACACACACACACACACACACACACACACACACACACAUAGACACACACACACACUCUAAUGAUGAUAAUUGUGAUGAUGACGUAAGCGUGUGUGUCCUCGAUGACGUCAUGCGAACCAGGAAGUGACGUCAUCAUUCGCUAACACGGUAAAAAAAUAUAAAUAAUGACUAACAAAAAACAAUAACAAAAACAGACAAAACAUCGGUUCCUUUUAGGCUUAAGAUUAUUUUUUUUAUUAUGGCAACACUUUUUCAGUUAUUUUUAUUUUUUUUAUUUUUUAGGUUUAGACUCGAACGCUGUUUCAUAAUUUAUCGUCCUUGGUGCUGCUUUUUUCGUGUUUUUUUCCUUUUUUUGUUUUGUUUCGUUCCUGUUUCUUUUUCUUUCUCUUUGUCUCUGUCUCUCUCGUAAAGGAUGUUUCGUCGCCUUUCCCAAAAUGUUUCGAUGUUUUUUCUUGAAGUUUUCGUUCGGAAUUUACAUAUUUGUUUGUAUUUCGUGGUGAGAGAAUGACAGUUUUCUCUUAUUUUCGUUCUUCCAGAGAGAGAGAGAGAGAGAGAGAGAGAGAGAGAGAGAGAGAGAGAGAGAGAAACAGAAAAAAAGAGAGAGGGAGUGAGUGUCAAGUGAAACGAACGAAACAAUCUGGAAUGAGGGAAGGAACAGGCGAGGGCGUGUUUCAGAAAGUUUCGCUCACUCACACUCGGAGAAGAUGGAGGAGGAAAAAGGGCUUGACUAAGGAGCUGUUUCAUUGUGUUUCGAUUUCGUCAGAUGUAUAUUCAGACCUGUUCCGUGUGUGUGCGUGCGUGCGUACGUGUGUGGGUGUGUGUGUGUGUGUGUGUGAGAGAGAGAGAGAGAGAGAGAGAGAGAGAGAGAGAGAGAGAGACAAAAAUAACUCCACUGAACGAAACACAGACACACAAAAGCGAAACGGAGUGAAACUUUCUUGUGUUGUAUAAUUAGUAAACAAGAAACAAACAAAAAGAUAUUCAGAGAGAGAGAGAGAGAGAGAGAGAGAGAGAGAGAGAGAGAGAGAGAGAGAGAGAGAGAAACACAAUCGCAUCUACGUACAGAAUAAAAAAUGAAAGAGAGAAAGAAAAAUACGCAUAAAUGUAUUGAACUAAUGUAUUUGGAUGAAUGUAUGAGAACAGAUAUGCUAAUUAGUGACCUGGAUGUUACCUGGCGGAGGGAGGUUACCUGUAAACACCUGAGGACACCUGUGAUUGGAUUCCUAGUUAGAUUAGUGAGACUCAUGUGAUUGGACCUGUGAUUGGGAGCGACGAAUUUGCAUGCAACUAAUGUUAAUGUUAUUAUUGCUACGGACGAUUGGCGGGAAGGAUGUUAUAGAGGAUACUGAAAGACUUGAAUGAAAUUGGCGAAAGCUGUGAUUAGACUAUUGUUACUUCUAAUGAUUGGCGGGAAGCUGGGACGAAAAUGUUAAUAGAUAAGACUAAAACAAAUGGAAAAUGCCAAAGCUGUGAUCUGAACUGUUUACUGAUAUUUAAGAUUUGACCAGUAGCAAGGAGUUUAAAUUGUUACUGAAGAUUGGAAAGUAACAAGACGUACCAUUUGAAUAUUGUAUCUAUGUCAAAUGAAGAAAGGUGUGUGAUUAGAACUGGAAGAUUGGAAAGUGGCGGAAAGUAUAGACAUUUGGAUAUCACUUCUAAAACACAUACAAGAAAUUUUGAGCUGUGAUCGAAACUCUUAUUUUUACUUCAUAUUGUAAAGGAACGGGAAUGAAAAGGUUAUAAAUAGUGCUUCUAAAAUACACUUAUUGGAACAAAAAUUGAACUGUGAUGAGAAUUUUGUAAUGCUACUCAAAAUUUGAAAGUAGCAAGAUCUAAAACGUUAUAAAAAGACUGAGCUGUGAUAUUUGAACAUUACUUCUAAAAUGCAGUUCAAAAGUUUAACUAGUGAUCUGAAUUACUACUUCGACUACUGUUACUGUUAAGAUUGACAAGUAGCAGGAACUAAAACUAUUUGAAAAUCCUAAAACCACACGUGAAAAGUAACAUAAGUAAUAGCUGUGAUGUGUAGUACUACCAAUACUACUACUACUACUACUACUACUACUGGUUAAGUUUUGCAUGUGACCGGACCUAAAGCAUAAGACUUCAAAAAAACACUUCUAAAACUAAAAACACAAAAGUAAAACACAAAAGUCGAAGCUGUGAUUAAAAAGGAAGCCAUGUCGUGUGUGUGUGUGUUUGUGUGAGCGAGAGGGAAAGAAAGAAAAACAAAAACCGGAGCUGUGAUUAAUUUUCUGUGUAAGCGAAGGGAAAAAAUGGAAAAACCAAGUGUGUCUGUGAUGGAAACAAGACUACUUUUUUUUCCUUCUAUAAGAGCCGCGCUGUGAUGGUGGAUUAGUAUUGUUAAGGAUUAGACUGUGAUUGUUGAAGAGGAGACCUGGGAUUGGCUAAGACAAUUAAUCUACGCUGUUCAGGCUAACAAGGCGAAUAGGCCCCGCCCACCUCACGCUCCGCCAAUCGUAUGCAGCGUUGCCAUAUUAUCGUAUUCACCAUCAGUUUUUAAGCCUCAAACUCUCGUACUUACACAAAAAACUAUAGAUAAUUGAAGUUAGCGUUAAAACUUAUUUAGUGCUGUUUAUUUGUUUGUUUUUGCUAUAGUUAUCGGCCAAACUACGAAAAUGCGAUGAGUACGAUAGUUUGGCGGCGAGGGGGCGUGGCUUCCCUGUGCAGUAGCCAAUGGGAGCGGCGCACUGGAGGAAAGGGGAGGGGCCUAUCCGCCACGGUAUCCUGAACUAUUUUUUUCUUACAAAGGGACCUGAUGGAGUAAGAUGGAGUGGGUUUGAGGGAGAGAGAGGGUGGAGGACUUUGAUAUUCUGUACCAAGGCCUGUGAUUAGGUUACGUAUUAAUAGAUAUAGUGUAAGGCGUGCGUACGUGAGUGUGUCGGUCUGUGCGUACGUGAACUCUUACGCUAAGGGGAAUGUUGUUAUGUCCGUACGUACGAUAACUAUGUAUAUGUGUGUGAAGAUUGGAUUAUGUUUAUUUUAAUCGUACGGUAAUCAUGUCCGUGCGUACGAGGGUGUGUUGACGCAGCGCGACGUACGAUAACCCAGCUAUGUCAGAGAGAGGACGAUAUUUUGUUUGUUAUUAAUAUUUUUCUAUGACGUACGUAUGAGAAUGUCGUAAGGAGUGUCUGGUUACGACGGUUGACGGUACUUAUUGCGGUAGUACGUAACGAUAUAAGCUUUGUUCUGUUUACGAAUACGGUAUAAAAGUCUUCGUAAGGUAUGCAGUAAAGUCUUUCCAAACGUAUACGUGUGUCUGAAAAAAAGGUGAUAUUGAUAGAGGAAACAAGAGAGGUUCGCGUAAGGGAAACAAAAGAAGAUCGUAUAAAGGAAACAAAAGAGGAGAUUAGGGAAAUACAAAACAAAAGAAGAUCGCAUUAGGGAACAAAACAAAUUAGGAAAUACAAAGAAAAGAAAAAGAUCGCAUUAGGAAAGCAAAACAAAAGAAGAUCGUAUAAAGGAAACAAAACAUAGGAUGAGGGGAAAACAAAACAAAAGCGGAGAUUAGGGGAACACAAAACAAUAGAAGAUCGCAUUAGGGAACAAAACAAAUUAGGAAAUGUAAAUAAAUAAUAAUAAAAGCUCGCAUUAGGAAAACAAAACAAAAGAAGAUCGUAUAAAGGAACCAAAACAAAAAAGCGGAGAUUAGGGAAACAAAACAAUAGAAGAUCGCCUUGGGGAACAAAACAAAUUAGGAAAUACAAAAAAAAUAAUUGAUGAUCGCAUAGGAAAACAAAAGAAGAUCGCACUAGGGAAGGAAAACAAAACAAAACAGCAUCAGAAUAACAAAAGAGAAGAUCGCAUUAGAGAAAUAAAACAAAAAAUCGCACAA
Eriocheir sinensis (Chinese mitten crab) is the source of this 7196-nucleotide messenger RNA. Its product is annotated as broad-complex core protein isoforms 1/2/3/4/5-like. The record is from RefSeq and is a predicted model, not a curated record. Lineage: Eukaryota; Metazoa; Arthropoda; Malacostraca; Decapoda; Varunidae. Gene Ontology annotation, biological process: regulation of transcription by RNA polymerase II. The coding region runs from base 524 to 1924 and encodes 466 amino acids. Gene Ontology annotation, molecular function: protein binding. The transcript has 6 exons. Gene Ontology annotation, cellular component: nucleus.